CAUGGAGCCGCCCCCUCUCGCCGCCGUCGUGGCCUUUUCGGGACUGGCGCUGAGCUGCUGCCGCGAGCCCGUUCUGUCCGAAUGUUAUACAGCAAAUGGGGCCGAUUACCGUGGCACACAGAACCAGACCUCCCAACACGCAGGGAAGCCUUGUCUCUUUUGGAAUGAGACCUUUGAGCACCCUUAUAAUACUUUGAAAUAUCCCAAUGGGGAAGGAGGGCUCGGUGAGCACAACUACUGCAGGAACCCUGAUGGAGAUGUCAGCCCAUGGUGCUACAUUGCAGAGCACGAGGAUGGAAUAUAUUGGAAAUAUUGUGAGAUUCCAUCCUGCCGAAUGCCAGGGAAUCUGGGCUGCUACAAGGAUCAUGGAGAGCCACCUACUUUGACUGGCACCAGUGAGACCUCCAAUAAACUUACUAUCCAGGCAUGCAUCAGUUCCUGCCGAAGUCAACAAUUUAAGUUUGCAGGCAUGGAAUCAGGUUAUGCCUGUUUCUGUGGAAAUAACCCUGACUACUGGAGAUACGGGGAGGCAGCCAGUACGGAAUGCAACAGUGUUUGCUUUGGAGACCAUACUCAGCCUUGUGGUGGGGAUGGCAGAGUCAUUCUUUUCGACACCCUUAUUGGUGCCUGUGGAGGGAAUUACACUUCUGCUACAGCUGUGAUCUAUUCCCCAGAUUUUCCUGACACAUAUGGCACAGGCAAAGUCUGCUACUGGACCAUACAAGUCCCAGGAGCAUCUCAAAUCCUCUUCAGCUUUGUCCUUUUUGAAAUCAAAGAUGCUACAGACAUGGUGGAAUUGCUGGAUGGCUAUACCUAUCAUGUUCUAGCUCGUUUUAAUGGGAAGAAUCGGCCUCCCCACACCUUCAACAUCUCCUUGGAUUUUGUUAUUCUGUACUUCUUUUCAGAUGAAAUCAACCAAGCCCAGGGAUUCGCUAUCAGAUACAGAGCUGUGAAGGACAACGUGCAUCAAACCAAGAUUGCAGCGAAUCAGACCCUUUCAGAGAAGAGAAAUGAACACACAAAUUUCAGCAUCAACGCAGCUCGGUCGUCAAAGAUACUUUAUGUCAUCACGACCAGUCCAAGCCAUCCCAGCAGCUCCAUGCCUGAGUGGACAAUAUACAGCCUCACAGCACUGCUCAUCCUAAGCGUUACAGCCAUAUUGGCCAAGAUAUUUCUCCACGUUGCCAUGAAAUCCCAUCAGAUCCCACCUGCAAAUGAAAUAGAGGAUUCCAGUGAGGUUACUGCUGCUGGAGAGAUCUGGAGUAUAUUCUAUCGGCCAUCCACAUCAAUAUCCAUCUUCAAGAAACAGCUGCGAAGCCAACAAGACGACUGCAACCCACUGGUGGGAAACUGAAGUGUCUUUUAUUUUACAGGAACCAAUCUUCUUAAAAUCCAGGUGAUUUGGGAAUAACCCCCCUUUUUUUUUCCCUCCCACUCUCAUACUUGUCUUCCAAAAAGUCAAUUCCCAAAGUCCUUUGCGUGACUUUGUCUGUCUGCUGUUCUCUUUUGUAUACUGGUGGCAAUGGAUUUAAGCGAUGCAAUAAUUUUCAAAUAUCUGGAGCUCAUCAGAUCUGCAGUGCUGUCAAUUACUGCGAGAAGAAAGCGUUCCCCUGCCUGUGAAAUGAAAGCAGAGCUACAUUUUUAAGACUAAUGCCCUUAAUUGCCAAAGAACUGAAACAUCAGCGGGGAUUUGAUCUGUGGAAUAAUUUCUCUUUGAUUGCAACAGACAGCAUUAACUGUUUUUUCUCUUUGGUAGAAGAUCUGUUCACCUACAAUGCUGACUUCUCAUCCCACCACUGGGGAUCAGCAGUGAGUGUGUCAGCCUCAGCAAGUCCAGCCCUGUGAGAUACUUCAGAACAUAAUGACAGUGCAGGUCAGAUAAGUUGUUGGGAACAGCUGGCAUUCAUGAGCAGCUCCUCCAGCUACGGCAGAGCGAAUUCAGUGAGAGCCAUUAAAGUUCUGUAAACCUGGUUAGGACAGAGGGUGUAAAUAUGAGUUUAAAUAUGCUGAUGCUCAAUAACAUAGCAGACACGUGAGCAUGCAGACACUGCUAUGUGCCUGCCAGAGGUCACUGAGUUCACAGUCAGUAUCUGCCCUCCUGUUAUCAACAUGGAAAGCUCCUCCCCUCACGAGGGCUGUAGAUUUCAUUGACAGAAAUAGGGCACUUAAAAACCAAACGGCGACACGUUGUGCCUUGCUGCUCCGAAAGUAAUGCCUCCUGUUUCGUGGCGUCGGCGCCCUUGUGGCUGAUGGCGGUGGUGCGGCAGUAGAGGUUGAAACUUCCCACCGGUAUCCCAUUCCACUGCCGAGUGACAGAUGGCAGCAGAGGGGCACUGACAGCAUGGUGUCUGAUGUGGAAGUGUGUAUAAAGCAAAGGUGUGUCGAUGAAUUCUUCCAUGCAGAAAAAAAAUGACCCCGUUGACAUUCGUAGCUGCUUGCUGAACGCUUAUGGAGAUCCAGCAGUGGAUGUGAGCGCAGUGAGGGGUGGGGGUGCGUUUCAGCACGGCAGCUGUGGGUCACUUCUGCUGGCGCAGGCUUUUAUGUGCACGGCACGCAGGCUCUUGCUCAUCACCGGUGAAAAUGCAUAGUUAAUAGUGGUGACUAUGUUGAAAAAUAGUGCUUUAUAG
This is a messenger RNA of Centrocercus urophasianus (Greater sage-grouse), 2627 nucleotides long. It is a transcript of the gene KREMEN1, whose product is annotated as kringle containing transmembrane protein 1. Gene Ontology annotation, cellular component: plasma membrane. NCBI's taxonomy places the organism in Eukaryota, Metazoa, Chordata, Aves, Galliformes, Phasianidae. The coding region runs from base 2 to 1354 and encodes 450 amino acids. Gene Ontology annotation, biological process: Wnt signaling pathway; multicellular organism development. The transcript has 9 exons. The record is from RefSeq and is a predicted model, not a curated record.